AGAGAGCAGAAUGCAAGUCACGUAAGUGCGGAGAGCACACUUGUCAAAUUUGGAAAAUGGCUGACAUCCAAUAUUUAGGGGAGGGGAAACAUGUUUGAUAGUGUUAAGUGAGAAGUUGAUAAGCAAAGACAGAUGGCAUUGUCAUCGGAUAGUGAGUUGGAUGAAUUUGUAGAUGCUUUAGAUGAAACGCCAGAUACAAGUAAUGUCAGUCAGCCAUCAUGGCCCCCUCGUGUGGAGUCCCCUGUGGAACAGACGGACGAUGUGGAAGAAGAGGAGAAAAGGCUGCUGAAAUUACAAAAGAAAGCAGAAGAAAGAAGAAAAAAAGAAGAUGAAGAAAUCCGGAAGAGAUGGGAAAGUGUUCAGAAAAAGAAAGAAGAGGAAAGAGUGCAGCAGAUUCAAGAGGAGAAAUGGCGGACAGAGGAGAUGGCUCGCAGGCGUAAGCUAGAACAGAUGAGACAGCGUAUGUUGGAGGAGUCGAGUUCAGCGAAGCACGGGUCUUCCUCCUCCACAGACGAGGAUGAAGGACUGUUUGUGGAUGGAUCAGAACACACACCAAAGCAAAACCAAACCCACAACGUCGUGGCUCAUCAGUCAAUCAGGAAACCAGACUCAGAGCAACAAGCCAGAACAAAACCUGUCAGUAAAGACACAGACUUACGUGUAAGUGGUACGGCGACUCCGCCAAAUGCCAAGCACGACAAAUUGGCUGAAACAGGUCCAGCUGAAAAGAAGGCUCCCGUUUUACUACUCACUACUCCACCGUCUGCAGGCAAGAAAUCUUUUCCUACAGAGACUCCGGCCGACUCUCAUGGCUCUAGUCAUCGUGAUCAUGGGGAACGUAGUGGUCAUGAGGAGACAUUAAGAUCGGCAAACGUCUCCCAGGGGCCAGGUGUGAUCAGACCCACCCCCAGGAUACUGUGUAAGGACUCUGAGACAGAGGGCGCUGUGGGGGGUACAGAGGUGUCUGGGGACACACCCGUGUUUGUGGAUUCAGAUCUAACACCUGAAGAACCUGAUAUUGUGAAAAGUGCCAAACCUCGACCUCCUAUGCCUUCCAUGCUUCUGCCGCCGGUGGCGCCCCCUAGGAGGAAAAAGAAACGUGAUGACAGCUCUAGUGGGUUUUCCUCAGAGGACAGGUCAUCAACGAACUCUGACCUGUUAAGCCCCGGCCUUCCCCCGAUGGUCCCAACCCCGACCUCUACAGUGGAGAGUCUGACCCGGGAACUGGAGAACUCCCUGGACAUUCAGAGUGCUAUAGGCGGGAGACGACACAUCAAUGCCAAGGACGCUGAAAUAGGGGCAGUUAACUCUGACCACAGUUCUCCUGUAUCAGAGACAGAUCAGGCAGGGUCUGAUGCUGCCAGUCUGAAAAAGCAGGCACCACCAAGUGGAUCACAGGAGAACAAGGAGAAGACAACUGGAGGUGGUGGGACGCCUGAUGACCCUGAACCCAUGGGCCGGCCCAGAUCUAACUCGGGCAGGUUAUUGACAGAUGAGGAAAUCCUGGAGAUGGUAAUUGUGGUGAAUCUGGACACGGGGGAGAAGGUGCCCCUUAACCUGGCUGAGGAUCCCUGCCCCAAGUGUGUUAACCCUCUGUCCCUACACAUCAUGAGGAGAACCCAGGAAUACAGGAGUGAUAGCAGUUUAAACAAAGAUCAGGUGAUGACAGAUGAGGAAGAUGUGAAGUCUGACAGUGAGAAAAGCACAGCUUCCUUAGAAACAUCAGCCAAAAGAAAAGCUACAAGGAUAAAGAAAUUCUUGGGGAAGACCAUGGUGAAAACUGUGAGUAAGGUGAAGUCUGUGGCUGACCAAAGUAAGAAAGUGUUACAGGGGGAUGAUGUAGAAGAGGAAGUGUCUGUGGAUGGGAAGCGGUUCAAGUUUAAAGCCUGCAGCCACAACAAAGGUCCUUACGAUUUCCAACAGUUCAGGAUACUGCAGGAUUUAGGAGGCGAGCACACGGGAGCUGUGUGGACAAUGAAGUUUUCACCAUGUGGAAGGCUCUUGGCUACUGGAGGUCAAGACAACAUUCUGAGGAUCUGGGUGCUGAAGUCAGCCUGUGCUUACUUUGAGGACUUGAGACAUAAGUAUUGUGAUGUGAAAGUGUCACCGUGUCCAUCUCCGGCUCCAUCAGUGGAGAGUCUGAACUCACAGCAUUCUUCAGAGAGCAACUCCUUCACGGAUGGGACAGGGGUGAGUUUGUCUGGGGUCAGGGGUCAGGGGUCAUGGGGGGCCCUGGGAGGAUCCUUUGAAGAGGACAAACAUGUGCAUGUGCCUUUCGUGAGGAAGCCAUUCUGUACCUACAGAGGUCAUUCUGCUGACCUUCUCGAUGUCUCCUGGUCAAAGAAUUAUUUUAUUUUGUCAUCUUCGAUGGACAAGACAGUGCGACUCUGGCACAUCUCCAGGCGAGAGUGCUUGUGUACAUUUCAACACAUCGACUUUGUCACAGCCAUUGUCUUUCAUCCUCGUGAUGAUCGGUACUUUUUGAGUGGUUCGCUGGAUGGCAAACUUCGGCUGUGGAACAUUCCGGACAAGAAGGUGACCUUGUGGAACGAGGUCAGUGGGCCGUCCAACCUCAUCACCACCGCCAAUUUCUGUCAGAACGGCAAAUUUGCUGUGGUGGGAACCUACGACGGCAAGUGUAUCUUCUACAGCACAGAUCAACUGAAGUACUACACUCAGAUUCAUGUCCGAUCUACACGAGGAAAGAAUGCUCGGGGACGUAAAAUUACAGGCAUCGAACCAAUGAUAGGCGAGGACAGGGUGCUAGUGACCUCAAACGACUCGCGUAUUCGCCUGUAUGACCUGAGGGACCUGACCUUGACCUGUAAAUAUAAAGGUUGUACUAACAACAGCAGUCAAAUCAAGUCAAGCUUUAGUCCCAAGAGUAAAUACAUCAUCUGUGGUUCUGAAGAUCACUUCAUCUACAUCUGGAAAGCACACCACGAGUUAUACAAGUUCUCCUCAGCACGGAGAGACCGCAAUGACUUCUGGGAAGCCAUCAAAGUGCAUAAUGCUGUGGUGACUGCUGCUAUCUUUGCUCCCAACCCCAGCCUGUUUAGUCCGACCAGUGAGGUGUCUGGUUUCAAACAGCAGACGGUGCAGGAGAGCUUCCCAGGGGAGAUAAUUGUCAGUGUGGAUUUCACAGGAACGAUCAAAGUUAUCCAGAACACACCAACACACAAUGUAUGAAAUGAUCAAAUUGUAUGUAAAUUAAAUUGAAUAUUAUAUUUAAUCAUCUUCAGUAAGAUAUCAGAUAUUUUAAAGAUAUAUUUACUACUUUAAUUCUAACUCAACUGCUGUCCUGUAAGAUUUGUAGUAUAUUUUUCAGUGAUGUUGUCAUAUAUUGGUGAUCUGGUGAUCAAACUGUAUAUUAUCUACAUUAUAUGAUUAUGCAGUAUAUUACUGCAACACGACAGACAGAAAUCCUGUACAUAUAGUCUUCGAUGCCUAUGAAAUCUCUGCAUGAAAGCCUUCUGGUGUAAAAUAUCUCUCUUUCUUUCUUACCUGUCAGUGGGUUUUCUGUAUACCUGUCAAAGUAAUGACCAACAUAGAGUUACAGUAUCAUUCAAUAGUGGAUUAAAAUUGUAAAUUGCUCAGUAUCUUUAUAAUAGUUUGCAUUUUUGUUUUACAAAGAAUUGUUUGCCAAAAUUUGUUGAGGUCAGAGGAAUACUUUUUACUUUGAAUGCUGUGUGUUUCAUUGCCAGCAGUUUUUUGACAAUCAUUGCUGAAUGUUGUAAAAUUCAUGUUUUGUUGAAGCUACAAUUGAGAAUUUGAGAUUUAGAAACAUUUCACCUGCCAGACAAACUGAAUUUUGGAAUUUUGUUACUGAAGGGACAGCUAGAUUAAAGUUGUUGUAUAUACAUGUAAACGAUUUGCACUAGCAGCCAUGUUGGAAUAUGAACAAGCAGCUUGCAUUUGCCACUGUCUCUGCUGGAGCUCCUGGUGUACGGUACAUUCUCAAUAAUUACAGACGCAUUUUCGGAAAUGGAGUAUGAUG
Messenger RNA from Liolophura sinensis, 3997 nucleotides. RefSeq names its product WD repeat-containing protein 44-like. Gene Ontology annotation, molecular function: protein binding. NCBI's taxonomy places the organism in Eukaryota, Metazoa, Mollusca, Polyplacophora, Chitonida, Chitonidae. The record is from RefSeq and is a predicted model, not a curated record.